This is a messenger RNA of Brassica oleracea var. oleracea, 1248 nucleotides long. RefSeq lists its product as uncharacterized. The transcript is spliced from 3 exons. Bases 1 to 1248 code for a protein of 415 amino acids. Lineage: Eukaryota; Viridiplantae; Streptophyta; Magnoliopsida; Brassicales; Brassicaceae. The record is from RefSeq and is a predicted model, not a curated record.
AUGUGGGAAAGAACAGAUGGACCCGACCUCCGUCUCCCACCCAUAUUAUUCGCAACUGAUAGGUUCCCCAUCAAGCGUCUCAAUAUCUACUCCUCGCUGGAGAUUUUGCCCUUCAUUCGCCAUGUUCUCCGAGGCACUCGGGAGUUUGAUACUAUUCGCCAGUCACCUUUUGGAAAGCUUUUCGACAUCCCUAAACGUCAAGCUCCAGUUUCUUAUAAGCUGAUUCAUUCCUUCCUCUCGCGUCAACUUCUAUGUCUUCCAGAACACACGCUCUGGACGGCUUUUGGUGGGAAGCCUCUCCGUUACGGUCUCCAAGAGUUUGGAACCGUCACCGGCUUAGACUGCCGGCCCUAUCCGGAAGGGUAUCACCCAAACACUGCUAAAACUGUUGUUCCUGGCAAAGACAACGUAUGGAAAAGAGUUAUUGGUAAGAAGGAGACCAUAACGAUUGCGGAACUAUGUCGUAUGCUCGAAACAAGUGACAAGAUGUCUCCAUGGAGGAAGAUACGACUUGUUUUGAUUAUCAUUGUCGAUGGCGUCCUCAUUGCUCACCAACAAGAAGCACGCCCUAUUCCUCGAUAUGUCAGUAUGCUUGAAGACCUAGAAACCUUCUUUGCUUUUCUUUGGGGUAGAGAGUCAUUCCUAAAAACCAUCUCCUGCAUGAAACCACCAAAGUUUCUGAAGAAGAAGAAAUGUGACGACCCUGUUGGUACAUUAAUCCUUAAGCUCAAGCAGGACACUUUUAGACUUCAAGGAUUCCCACUCUCACUACAAUUGGUGGCAUUCCGCGCCAUACCACAGCUGCUCUCUUAUAUCCCGGCUCCAACUGACCAAAAGGCACUUAUGGACAUGGAGGAUCGUCAUCUACCACAACAUCUAUCCAUCAAUUCCGAAGACAUGUUCCGAGUGGAAUUCGCCACCGAUCUUCAAGUUACACCGAUUAUCCCCAUCCAAAGCCAACCACAGCUAGGCUGGGGAGUGUGGCCCAACGACCCUAAGGAUAAUCGUGUCAUAUAUUUGGAACAGUUGAUAGAUGACCACCACUCUUUCAACAAAGCAAUGUGGCCAGAUGGAGUUACAUCGGAGCCCCUCAAUGUGGCGCCCAAGGCUCGGCGUGAACGUGCUGGGAACAAAGAGUGUGUUAGACUAAAACAAUCUCUCAAGCCAAAACCGGUCAACAACAAAAACAUUAAGAGUUUUCUUCAACCUAUAAAUGCAUUGUUUUACAUUUUCAUUUUUAUAUUUUAA